Molecule: messenger RNA, 1614 nt
Organism: Bombina bombina (fire-bellied toad)
Lineage: Eukaryota; Metazoa; Chordata; Amphibia; Anura; Bombinatoridae
Product: USP6 N-terminal-like protein
Exons: 4
Coding region: 13-414 (133 amino acids)
Source: RefSeq, a predicted model, not a curated record
UACUGCCAGGGGAUGAGUCAGAUUGCGGCGGUGCUGCUUAUGUAUCUGAAUGAAGAGGAUGCUUUCUGGGCACUGGCCCAGCUGCUGACCAAUCAGAGGCAUGCAAUGCACGGGUUCUUUAUUCCUGGUUUCCCAAAACUCCAGCGGUUUCAGAGUCACCACGAACAGAUUCUCAGCAAGGUGUUUCCGAAACUAAAGAAGCAUAUGGACAAAGAAGACAUGUCUACUGGGAUCUAUACCACCAAAUGGUUCCUGCAAUGCUUCUUAGAUCGGACGCCGUUCACCCUCACCUUGAGACUAUGGGACAUCUACAUCCUGGAAGGCGAACGAGUGCUCCCAGCCAUGGCCUAUACUAUACUGAAAUUACAUAAAAGUACGAGUCCUCUUAAUGCUUCACAUUAUAAGAUAUCUUAAUUGUGUUCUGCUUAUGCAGUGAUAGAAAUGACCUUGAUACUUUGUUUUAUGACAAUUGUUAAUAUGCACAAAGUUCUUAGACUUAAAAUCAAUCACGGUUUUCCAUACUACAUACGUUACUUAUUUUAGAGGUGUGGUCUGAAUCUCCCAUAGGUUCGGUCCAUCUGUUCUGCUAUGCACUGCUUGUUUAUUGAGGUUGCCAUUUAGACAAUAAUCGAACAUUCUGAUACGACACCACCAGUGUUGUAGGCAGUUCUAGCACACACCGGCUGCUCAUAGGCGGGUCUAGCACACACCGGCUGCUCAUAGGCGGGUCUAACACACACUUCUCCUGCCACAGAUGAGAUUCAGAACUCUAGACUUGUGAUACUAAAAGACUAGACUACGUCACAAACACAUCUAAAAUUUAACAACACAAACUGAUGCAUUUAGGAUACAAAACUCCAGAUGUUAAUUUAGAUAAACACAUAACUCUAUACUGGCAAUAAUAAAAGUGGAGUAGGACUUAAACAUUUUUAUUUCAGAUGAUUAGAAGGUUGAUAAACAAUAUAAUAUAAUAAUAAUAAUACAUCAGUGCUCCAGGUAAGGUCAGUAGGGUGCUGGGUGUAUCGGAAGAGGUAUUAGCAGCAGGUAAGGUCAGUAGAUGCUGGGUGUAUAGGAAGAGGAAUUAGCAGCAGGUAAGAUCAGUAGGUGCUGGGUGUAUAGGAAGAGUUAUUAGCAGCAGGUAAGGUCAGUAGGUGCUGGGUGUAUAGGAAGAGAUAAUAGCAGCAGGUAAGGUCAGUAGGUGCUGGGUGUAUAGGAAGAGUUAUUAGCAGCAGGUAAGGUCAGUAGUUGCUGGGUGUAUAGGAAGAGGUAUUAGCAGCAGGUAAGGUCAGUAGGUGCUGGGUGUAUAGGAAGAGGUAUUAGCAGCAGGUAAGGUCAAUAGGUGCUAGGUGUAUAGGAAGAGGUAUUAGCAGCAGGUAAGGUCAGUAGUUGCUGGGUGUAUAUUAAGAGGUAUUAGCAGCAGGUAAGGUCAGUAGGUGCUGGGUGUAUAGGAAGAGGUAUUAGCAGCAGGUAAGGUCAGUAGGUGCUGGGUGUAUAGAGAGAGGUAUUAGCAGCAGGUAAGGUCAGUAGGUGCUGGGUGUAUAGGAAGAGGUAUUAGCAGCAGGUAAGGUCAGUAGGUGCUGGGUGUAUAGGAAGAGGUAUUAGCAGCAGGUAAGG